UUAUAUUUAUUUAGUGUUCAUCAGUAGGAGCCUACUGAUUGUCUUCAUCAUGAUCAUCAUCUCUCUUCUCCUGCUGGCCUCUCUGCUGCCACACCUAACCUUCACUGCUCAUGUGGAUGUGGGUAUAGUGAACGGCACAGAAGCAAAACCACACUCCAGACCUUUCAUGGUUUCUCUUCAGAAGAACUGGCGACAUAUCUGUGGUGGAUUUCUCAUUUCUGAUAGAUAUGUUAUGACCGCUGCGCAUUGCUGGAAGAAUGAGAAACUAACAGCUGUGGUUGGCGCACAUGAGCUAAGACAGAAUGAAGGCUAUGUCCGCAUUGGUGUGAAGUCUUACCACAUGCAUCCUGACUUCAACAUGCACACUUUUCAGAACGACAUUAUGCUUUUGAGGCUAGAGAAAGAAGUUGAACUAAACAAAAAUGUCAUGAAGAUUUCCAUACCAAAAAAAGAGAGACACAUUGAAGCUGAUUCUGUUUGCCGUGUUGCUGGCUGGGGGAGACUGAAUUUUAAAGGGAAAAAGAGUUUUCGUCUCAUGGAAGCAGAAGUGAAGAUCAUGGAAAAUGCAGAAUGUAAAAAUAAAUGGAAAGACAACUUCUCAGCCUCAGAGAUGAUGUGUGUCUAUGGAGAUGGAGGAAGCUGCAGUGAGGAUGGAGGAGGUCCUUUGGUUUGUGGAGACACUGCAGUCGGUGUCACUUCCUUUGGUGACUCAAAAAUCUGCAACAGUCGUGAACGACCUGAAGUUUAUAUAAAGAUUUCACCAUAUAUUCCAUGGAUCUGCUCCGUUAUUGCAAAUUUUUUUGCCAGCAAGAGCUCAUUGAUUGUCUACAUGAUGACCAUCAUCUCUCUGCUCCUGCUGGCCUCUCUGCUGCCACACCGGACCUUCACUGCUCGUGUGAAUGUGGGUAUAGUCAAAGGCAAAGAAGCAAUACCCCACUCCAGACCCUACAUGGUUUCUAUUCAGAAUAACUUUAAACAUACCUGUGGUGGAUUCCUCAUCUCUGAUGAGUUUGUCAUGACUGCUGCACAUUGCUGGAAAGGAUAUCCAAAGAUUCUGACGGUUGUGGUUGGUGCUCAUGACUUAAGGAAGAGUGAGGAUUCAUACCGUGUCGAAGUGAAGUCUUACAUCUCACAUCCACACUAUACAUUCUGUUCACUUCAGAAUGACAUCAUGCUUUUGAGGCUACAGGAAAAGGUCAAACUAAAUAACUAUGUUAAAUGGAUAUCAUUACCGAAGGAAAGAAAUGUUAGUGGAGACACUCUCUGCAGUGUUGCGGGCUGGGGACAACUGUGGACGAAUGGGAUAUUGAGCAAUCAUUUAAUGGAGGCAAACAUGACUACAAUAAACCACGAAGAGUGUCAACGUAAAUGGGGAUCCAAGUACUUGGCAUCACAGAUGAUCUGUGCACAUGGUCAUGGAGGAUCCUGCAAAGGAGAUUCAGGAGGUCCUUUGGUUUGUGGAAACACUGCAGUUGGUGUGACAUCUUUUGGGUCCAGAAUACAAUGCAAUUCAGCUGCGCAUCCUACUGUCUAUACCAAGAUUUCAGCAUAUCUUCAAUGGAUUCACCAAAUUAUUAGAAAUAUUAAAUGAAUUAGGUUAAAAAAAGUAUUUCUUUGAGUUCUUUUGUGUAUCUCUCAAUAAAAAUGUCACA
This is a messenger RNA of Carassius auratus (goldfish), 1652 nucleotides long. RefSeq names its product serine protease 48-like. Gene Ontology annotation, biological process: proteolysis. Lineage: Eukaryota; Metazoa; Chordata; Actinopteri; Cypriniformes; Cyprinidae. The transcript has 10 exons. Bases 50 to 1591 code for a protein of 513 amino acids. Gene Ontology annotation, molecular function: serine-type endopeptidase activity. The record is from RefSeq and is a predicted model, not a curated record.